Messenger RNA from Solanum dulcamara, 2105 nucleotides. Its product is annotated as sesquiterpene synthase 14b-like. Gene Ontology annotation, biological process: diterpenoid biosynthetic process. The transcript has 7 exons. Bases 182 to 1846 code for a protein of 554 amino acids. The record is from RefSeq and is a predicted model, not a curated record. Lineage: Eukaryota; Viridiplantae; Streptophyta; Magnoliopsida; Solanales; Solanaceae. Gene Ontology annotation, molecular function: terpene synthase activity; magnesium ion binding.
AUGUGCUGAAAUUUUCUUAGCUACUUAUUAGUCUUAAGAUAUAUUUGUUCAUCAUUGAAUAUUAAUUAACCUAUUUAUGUGUCGUUUCUCCAUAAUUUAGGUAUUUGUAAAUUUCAAAAAUAUCACUAAACCUCCCAUUGUAGAAAUUAAAGCAUUUUAGAGAGGGAGAGGGGAAAAAAGUAUGAAUCAAUUAGCAAUGGCUGAUAGUACUAUUACACGUCCAUUGGCAAAUUAUCACUCAAGUGUUUGGGGAGACUAUUUCCUCUCCUACACUCCUCAACUCACAGAAAUUACUAGCCAACAAAAACUUGAACUUGAAGAGUUGAAAGAAAAAGUCAGGCAAAUGUUAGUUGAAACUCCUGAUAAUAGUACACAAAAACUUUUCUUGAUUGACACAAUCCAACGAUUGGGAGUGGCAUAUCAUUUCGAAAAUGAGAUCAAAGCAUCCAUUCAAAAUAUUUUUGAUGAGUCUGAACAAAAUAAAAAUGAAGAUGAUGACAAUGAUCUUUACGUUGUUGCUCUUCGUUUUAGACUAGUUAGACGACAAAGGCAUAACAUGUCUUCUGAUGUGUUCAAGAAAUUCACCAACCAUGACGGAAAAUUCAAGGAAAGUCUUACUAAAGAUGUUGAAGGAUUAUUAAGCUUAUACGAAGCAGCACAUCUAAGAGUACACGGAGAAGAAAUUCUUGAAGAAGCUCUAUCUUUUACUGUUACUCAUCUCAAGUCCAUGGGCCCUCAAUUGGGUAACUCACUCAAGGCUCAAGUUAGUGAAGCCUUGAUCCAGCCCAUUCAUAAAAACGCAACAAGAGUAGUAGCUCGUAAAUACAUGCGUAUUUAUGAGAACAUUGAAUCACGUGAUGAUUUGCUUUUGAAAUUUGCAAAAUUGGAUUUCCACAUUUUGCAAAAGAUGCACCAAAGAGAGCUUAAUGAACUUACAAGGUGGUGGAAAGAUCUGAAUCCUGAAAAAAAUUACCCAUAUGCAAGAGACCGAUUAGUGGAAUAUUAUUUUUGGCCAGCGGGGGUGUAUUUUGGAUCUCAAUAUGGACGUGCAAGAAGGACGAUAACAAAAUUACUUGCUAUCAUUACCAUUACUGAUGAUCUGUAUGAUGCUUAUGCAAUUUAUGACGAACUUGUGCCUUUUACCAGUGCAGUCGAGAGAUGUGACAUUAGUGCUAUGGAUUCGAUAUCGCCCUACAUGAGACGACUUUAUCAAGUCUUUUUAGAUUAUUUUGAUGAAAUGGAAGAAGAUUUGACCAAAGAUGGUAAAGCACACUAUAUCUACUACGCAAAAAUUGAGACGAAUAAGUGGGUCAGAAGCUAUCUUAAGGAAGCGGAAUGGUUGAGAGAUGGCAUUAUUCCAAAAUGCGAUGAAUAUAAGAGAAACGCUACUAUAACCGUUUCCAAUCAAUUGAUUUUGAUUACUUGUUUGAUUGUUGCGGAGGAAUUUAUAUCCAAGGACAUGUUUGAAUGGAUGAUAAAUGAGUCUUUGGUUGCUCCAGCUUCAUCACUAAUCAAUAGAUUAAAGGACGAUAUUAUUGGACAUGAACGCGAACAACAAAGAGAACAUGGAGCUUCAUUCAUUGAAUGUUACAUGAAAGAAUAUGGAGCUUCGAAAGAAGAGGCUUAUGGUGAGGCUUGGAGGCAAAUUGGAAAUGCAUGGAAAGACAUAAACACAGAUUAUUUACAUGCCACUCAAGUACCAACGUUUGUCCUUGAACCUGCUUUAGAUCUUUCACGUCUCGCAGAUAUUCUCCAAGCAGAUGAUUUUAACGAUUCGCAAAACUUCCUUAAAGACACAAUCACCUUAUUGUUUGUCGACUCUGUUUAUAGUACAUCAUCUGGAUAGUCGUACGUACCAUUCAUCAAGUGUAUGUUUUAAGCAAACAAUGGCUCCAAUGUUUCUAACAAGUGAUUGCUGCAUGCAAUUGCGUGAGUGUGUGGUUUUCUUUAUAAUUCUAAUAAUGUUUGCAUGAGUUCAUGUGUGUUGUCUUUUCACUCAUUUUUCUUUUUAUAAAAUGUACAACAAUAUAUGAAGUUGUAUUGAAGCGGGUUUCUAUUCAUUUUAGAAAUGAAGGUGAAAGAGAAAUCACUUUGAGCUUUGUUAA